GCAAGUGGAAGGCGUGGUUCGGCCCGGACAAGCAGCUCGCGGGCUACACGGAGGGCUACACCAACCUCACGUUUACGACGAUCAAGGGCGCGGGCCAUAUGGUGCCGGCGACGCGACCGCUCCAUGCGCUCUACAUGUUCGAGUGCUUUAUCUUUGGUGAUGACGUCUGCAAGACGUUCAAGUUCCCCGUGGACGAUCUCGAGUACUUGACGGGCGCCGUGACGUCGACGGACGGUCUCUCGCUCUGGCAAUCGCGCACGUCGCGCGACGCCGGUGUCCUCUUGGCUGUAUUUGCGCUCGCUGUGCUCGUCUUCGGCACUGUGCUUCGCGGCGUGCGUAGUCGCAAGGCCCAGUACACGCGCAUUUAUACAUAGAGCAGUUCAAUUGACAUGAGCUUUAAAGAAAUAAUCCAACAAGGCAAAUGCAUCGCGA
Messenger RNA from Saprolegnia diclina VS20, 432 nucleotides. RefSeq lists its product as hypothetical. Lineage: Eukaryota; Oomycota; Saprolegniomycetes; Saprolegniales; Saprolegniaceae. The record is from RefSeq and is a predicted model, not a curated record. The transcript has a single exon. The coding region runs from base 99 to 374 and encodes 91 amino acids.